AUGGCAAGCAGCACAUAUCCCAUCAAGAAUAUUGCCAUCACUGGCGCCUUGGGUAAUUUGGGCACAAAACUCUUGCGCCAUUUGGCCUCUCUUCCCGGCGUGGAACGACUUGUUGGUCUCGAUAUACGACCUUGUCCAUCGGAUCAUGUUGUUAAGCUACUCGAUCGAAUAUCCACACCACCUACACUUGAGUUCAUCCAAUGCAACGUCGCCGAUUAUCAGGACAUACGCUGGCGUGAGGUGAUCGCCACCCAGGUCGAUGCGGUCGUUCAUUUUGCAGCAGAUAAUCCUUAUCCCGAGGCAACGUGGGCAGAGGCAGCCACCUCACUCGACAUGACUUUGAAUGUUGCCCUGGCAUCUGCCGAUAGCGAGUCCCGUGUGCGCCGGGUGGUUUUUGCUACUUCCAAUCAUGUGAUGGGUCGUUACAAAGACCCACCACUGACCGAACAAAUUGGCGUCGGCGAACUAACACCUGCGUUGCCACCAGGCGUAGGCGCCGUGUGGCACACAGGUGAAAAGUCCAUGGACUCCACGCCCUAUGCCACGGCCAAACUAAUGGGUGAACGUGUCUGUUGUACUGCGGCGUUGCGCUCCGGUGGUCGUACGACUUUUGUCUGUAUUCGUAUUGGAUGGUGCCAACCGGGAGAAAAUCUUCCUUCGACGCUCUCUGCAGCCGGUACACCGACGCAACAAAGUAAGGAAGAAGAAGGGCAGCGCGAUGAAGCUUUUGCUCGUGCCGAUCAAUGGUGGAAAAAGAUGUGGCUGUCGAACCGUGAUUUUACGCAAAUCUUCGAACACGCACUUUUUGUUGGCGAUGAUGAAGGAGGAAAGAAUUGGUGGCAGAAUGGAUUUCUUCUGGUCAAUGGCAUGUCGAAUAAUCCCGGCAUGAAAUGGAGCCUGGUCGAGGCACGAGAAUCUUUAGGAUAUGAACCUGUGGAUGGAUUUAGCUCGUGA
Didymodactylos carnosus is the source of this 954-nucleotide messenger RNA. The record is from the annotation of a GenBank genome assembly. NCBI's taxonomy places the organism in Eukaryota, Metazoa, Rotifera, Eurotatoria, Philodinida, Philodinidae.